AUGUCCGCUCCCAUCGCCGUCGGAGACGACGCAAGCAGCUCGCCAGACAACAAGUCCCUCACCUCGUCCGACCAGCACACCCCCGUCGCCGCGCUCGAAUUCAAUGCCGCAAAGAGCACCCUCCUCGAGACCCUGGGUCUGCGCGACCCGAAGCCCGAAGCGCGGGUUGCCUGGAACGGCCAGAACCCAAGCUGGUUCCGCUCGACAUUUUUCCAGAUGACCGUGCUCGGUGGAUGCUCCUUCCUCGCUCCUGGUAUCUGGGGUGCCAUGGCUUCGCUCGGUGCCGGUGGCUCGCAGGACCCCAGUACGGUCAAUGCCGCCAACUCGCUCACUUUUGCGCUGAUGGUGUUUACGAGUCUGUUGACGUCUUCUCUGAUCGGCAAGACCUCGGCUAAGUUUGCACUUAUCGCGGGCACUGUGGGAUACGCACCUUAUGCUGCAGGUCUCUAUCUGAACAGCGUCAACCAGUCGCAGUGGCUCAUCAUCCUAGGUGCCGGCCUGUGCGGCAUCAGUGCUGGAACCUUCUGGAGUGUUGAAGGAGCCAUCGCCAUCGGGUACCCAGAGCGACUGAAACAGGCGCGUUACAUCUCCUACUGGCUCAUGUACCGCGUUCUCGGACAGCUCCUCGGCGGCAUCAUCAACCUCUCGCUCAACUACAGCAACGACGGAAGAGGUUCCAUCUCGACCAACACGUACCUCGUAUUUGUGGUGCUCCAAUGUCUUGGGCCGUUCUGCGCGAUGCUGCUGUCGCCACCGCACAAGGUGCAGAGGUCGGACAAAACGCCUGUGUAUCUGCACAUUGAGUCGUCGACCAAGCGCGAGCUCAAGCAGGUUUGGAAGACGCUGACCAAGCGCGAGGUCUUGUUGCUGCUGCCGUUGAUCUGGCAGUCGACUUGGAGCGAGGCGCUGAUCGGCACGUAUGCAGUCAACUACUUCACCGUCCGUUCGCGUGCGCUGGGCUCGCUUCUUUCGGCCAUCUGCGCUAGUCUGGCCAACUACCUCCUGGGAUUCUGGCUGGACUGGAAAAAGCCUGCUGUCAACACGCGUGCCAGGUGGUCUUUCGGAGUGAUCUACACCCUGCAAGGCGCUUGGUGGGCCUGGGCAAUCUACAUCAUGCACAAGUACCACACCACCACACCCAAACCCACGUUCGACUGGACCUCGGACGGCUACGGCAAGGGCUUUGGCGUCUACAUCUUCCUCCAGAUCGGAUUCAACGUCAUGUACGAACUCAACUAUUGGCUCGUCGGCAACAUCUCGGACGACCCCGCUGACGUUAUUCGCCUCGCCAGCAUCGUCCGCGCCACUGAAUCCGCAGGCCAAUGUGUCAGCUACGGCGUCAACAGCACCAGCUGGAGACUCGACGCUGUCGCUGGCCUCAACACUGCCCAGUGGGCCAUCAGCGUCCUCCCCGCCUGGUUCGUCGUCAAGAACAUCGGUAUCCUUAAAGAUGGCACCAAGAUUCACGAGGCUAGGACGUAUGCGGGUGAGGAGGACAGGAAGAAGUUGAAGGAUGCCGGAUUGAAGACCGCCGAGUAUGAUUUGAAGGGUGAUCUGUAG
This is a messenger RNA of Sporisorium graminicola, 1560 nucleotides long. RefSeq lists its product as uncharacterized. NCBI's taxonomy places the organism in Eukaryota, Fungi, Basidiomycota, Ustilaginomycetes, Ustilaginales, Ustilaginaceae. The transcript has a single exon. The coding region runs from base 1 to 1560 and encodes 519 amino acids. The record is from RefSeq and is a predicted model, not a curated record.